AUGGGAACGCGCGCGCGCGAUGGCGCGUUCGCGGCGUACAGGUUCGGUGACGUCGGGACGAGCGUCGACUGCGAACUCGCGAGCGAAAACACGGGGACGUGGCGACGCCCGGUGGACGGUCGACGCGGUCGCUCGAGCGAUGGAUGGCGAGCGGACGACGACGGGGGGGGGCAAGCGAAGGAGCGACGAUGGCGACGACGACCGAGUGGUGCGCUCGAGGGGAUCCGGGCGUGGGGGCGAGCGAACGAUCGCGCGGUGUGGUUGGCGCUCACCGCGUGCGUCGUCGCGGGUCGAUGGGCGAUCGCGGGCGGACGCGGACGGGGAGGGACGGCGCCGGGCGCGGUGGGCGUGACGCCGGUGAUGCGAAGGAGCGUGCUGGAACGGGCGAUACCGAGCGUGAUGGGGAUGGAGGAGGUGGAGGAGUUGAUCAUCGUUCCGGGAAGCGCGGUGUACUCGGGGAGGGAUUUCUCAGCCGCCAAGGAGGAGACGAGUUGGGCGCUCGGGGCGUAUCAGCUCGUCCAGGGCGAGGCGCGGACGUUCUUAGAACACAUGGAGAUCGGCGUGAAGGCGGCGGCGAAGAAUCAGCGGUCGAUGUUAAUUUUUAGUGGUGGGAAGACGAGUCGAGAGGCUGGGUCUCUGAGCGAGGCGGCGUCGUACUGGCAAGUGGCCCGAGCGUUCGAGUGGUUUGGAGCCGAUGCGAGCGUCGAGCGCAGAACGUUCACGGAAGAGUACGCGCGAGAUAGCUUGGAGAAUCUUCUCUUCAGCAUGUGUCGUUUCUUCGAGAUCUCGAGACAGUUCCCGAAGAAGAUCACGGUGGUGGGGUAUCAGGUGAAGAGCGAGCGAUUCUCGCAGCACCUCCAAGCUCUGGGAUUUCCAUCCGGAAACUUCUCGUACAUAGGCACGACGGCGGUUAAUGAAGCGGAGAUGAAGGCGGGUGAGGUAAGACUCAGAGCCGCGUACGCUCAGGAUCCGUACGGGUGUCGUGGAGACCUAGCUGCAAAGCGUCUCCAGCGCGAUCCAUUCAACGUCGGCGCUCCGUACAGCACGCAAGUCAAGGUAUUGAGCGCGCUUUGGCUGCACAUAAACACGUGCUCCCAGCGCUUGUUCAAAGAUAAAUUACCCUGGUCCCCUGGGGUCAUUUUGAGGUAG
Molecule: messenger RNA, 1149 nt
Organism: Ostreococcus tauri
Lineage: Eukaryota; Viridiplantae; Chlorophyta; Mamiellophyceae; Mamiellales; Bathycoccaceae
Product: unnamed product
Exons: 1
Coding region: 1-1149 (382 amino acids)
Cellular component (GO): cytoplasm
Source: RefSeq, a predicted model, not a curated record